Molecule: messenger RNA, 1204 nt
Organism: Sinocyclocheilus anshuiensis
Lineage: Eukaryota; Metazoa; Chordata; Actinopteri; Cypriniformes; Cyprinidae
Product: tumor necrosis factor receptor superfamily member 10B-like
Exons: 10
Coding region: 68-1204 (378 amino acids)
Biological process (GO): TRAIL-activated apoptotic signaling pathway; positive regulation of apoptotic process
Cellular component (GO): cell surface; plasma membrane
Molecular function (GO): protein binding
Source: RefSeq, a predicted model, not a curated record
GUUUCCGGAGUGUAAAAGAAUCAACACGUAGUUGGAAAAGUCGGUAAAACACGCCAUCCUUUACAGGAUGGAUAAAUCCACAACGAUGAAAGUCAUGGUCCCUAUAAUCGUUGCUUUAAUUCAUGUGGGUCAUGGAGCGGCAGAGCUUGGGUUUGCAGGAGACCUCCAGAACCGCACAGCCAGACAGCUGAACUGCGUGGAGAACCAGGAAUACCCUCACAUCAACUUCUGCUGCAAGAACUGUGAAGCUGGCACUUAUGUGAAACAAAAGUGUAGCAGUGACCAGGAGAAGGGCAUUUGCGCUCCAUGUGAGAAGGGCACGUAUGCCGAACACCCCACAGGCAUGGAUCAGUGUCUGCAGUGCAGCCAGUGCCACAGAGAUCAGAUCGUGGUUACAGAAUGCACCAGAGCAAGCAACACCAAGUGUGAAUGCAAACCCGGUACCUUCUGCCUGCCGGACGAGCCCUGUGAAGUGUGCAAGAAAUGCGCCAAGUGCAAAGCUGAUGAGGAAGAAGUGAGCCGCUGCACUGCGACAUCCAAUACGAAGUGCAGGAAGCGAAACUCUCCUCCGACAGAAGGUCCAACGGACAAGCCUUCGGCAUCAAAUAACACUGUUGCUACAGCAGUUGGUAUAUCAGUUUUAGUACUGCUGAUUGUAAUUGCGGUUGGAAUGUUUUUCCUCCAUAAGAGACGCCAACGUCGACUAAGCGACCCUGCUGGUGAUUGUAAAGAAGUGAAGGUUCCUAUUGAUGAGCGUUCAAGAUCAGAAGAGGACCAAGAGAACAGCCACAAUGCUGGAUUAGAGAGGGAAGAGGGGCAACGCCCAGAGUCCCGCCCCUUGUUGACGCAAGAAACGCAGGAAACAUGCACCAAGAGCAUACCAGUGGAAGAUGAGGACCGGGGAUUGGGCGACAGCUUGCCAAACACCACCAGCUCUUCCCAAACCAGUCUAUCUGCCCUCCCUCCUGCAGUCUACAACGAGGAAUCACCACGAUCGAGUCCCUCAGCCCUGAGACAGACGGAGACAGUUACAGAGCCAUGGGCACGGGAUGAUGGUCCUCCCAGAAGACUUGUUCCUUUAAUUGGCCCCGUCUGGGUUCCACUGAUUCCACUGCUGAGAUGCCCACUCGUUUGUGACACCUCCAGAACCAACAGGAGCAUGAGCUACAGCAGCAACCUCUUGCACCAGAGCAUCCUCGAGUGA